UAAUUAGUUUAUUACCAUACAUGUAGCCCACACACUAUUUUAUUGUUUAUAAUUAGCUUUAGUGACUAUGUCUUACAACUUAACUAAGAUGCCUGGUAACGUCACAUGGUCUAAUAGAGCUCCUGGUUGGUCGUAGCCUUGUAAACGGUAGCAUCCGGUUUCCGAAGUUAGCUGUCUAGCUAGUCAUAAUCCAAAAUUGUCUGUAGAAAUAAACUCCAACUGGAUAUAACACCGCAUUAGAGAAUAUUUAGCUGCACAAAAAAAUAAAUACAUUAAAAAAAAAAUCAUUAAAUAGUCUUGGCGUAUCUGAAUGGGGCUUUGAGUUUAGUCGCUUAUUAGAUAACUAGCUAGCUGUUAAACAGGUUUAAGAGGAUGUUACCCGGAUGUAGAGAUGUCUCUGGCGGAAUUAUUGAAGAUGCUCGGUCUCGGGGCAGUGGCUGUCGCAUUAGGCCUGGAAGGGUUGGACUGGUUGCUGACUCGGCGUCUCUGGCCCAGAAGAGUUUCCCGUCAGCCCCUGAAGGAGGUUCUCUUCUUUCCUUCACCGCCAGCGUGUGUGGAGCACUUGUACAAUCCAGGCAGCCGUCAUCCAUGUCUGUGUCCCCUCCCUCAUGGCCUGAACACACCCUUCUCCAGACUCCUGGAGCACCUUCUCUCAGUGUGUGUGUCGCUGGACCUUUGUCUGUUCAACUUCUCCAAUGCUGAGCUGAGCCGGGCCGUGCUGCUGUUACACAGCCAGGGUGUACGGGUGCGAGUGCUCGUAGAUCGAGACUACAUGGCUACCACUGGCUCUCAGAUUGGCGUCCUACGCAAGGCAGGUAUCUGUGUGAGGCACGAGCAGGGUUUCGUCAUGCUCAUGCAUCAUAAAUUUGCGUUGUUGGAUGGCAAGAAGCUGAUCACCGGUUCCCUCAACUGGACCCUGACAGCGGUGCAGAGGAACAAGGAGAAUGUGAUAGUGACCGAAGAGCCGGAGCUCGUCCGACCCUAUGAGGACGAGUUCAACAAGCUGUGGGAGGCCAACGACCCGACCAAACACCCAGCACAAACACACAGUGGGAAUAACACGAAGGGACUGCUGGCUCCCGCAAGAGACGAGUAGCUGGACACAGAGAUAGUCUUGACAUGUUUAAUUACUUUUGUUUUAUAUAGUAUGAUUUGAGUGAGAAGUUUUUUCACUCUGGCUUUGUUACAGAAUUUCAAGGAAAUUAUUAAAAUUUUUCUUAGUUAUAUAAUUAUAAGUAUAAAUUAAUCUGUUUUAUUUCAAUAUGAUGUUUUCUUGAGUAUAGAUCUGAUUGGGUUUUUAUUGGAUCAUUUAAAUAUUUCAGGGACAUGGAGAUGAUUGCAUUACUGUUGGUUAUUUAUUUAUUUUUUAUUCUUUAACUACUUAUCCGCUUUUAUCCACUUCAAGGAUAUUGAACGGUGGACAUGCUAAAUACAUAUUGAUUGCCAUGCUCAGUAUCUGUUACUGUGCUUAAAAUCUGAUUUGAUGCUGAGAGGGAAGAGAAAUCGUGCGUCCUACUUGAGCAGAACUAAACUGCAAUGACUCAAGCAAAAUAAAUCUGCUUUUAUUGGCAUAAAUCUGGCUUUGUGUAAAAAUACUCUCCUCCAGUUCUUUAGUGUCUUUUCAUCUGAAAUAAGCUUGAGUGUGUGUGUGUGUGUCGCAGCCAGGACUUUCCUUGCUCAACCCAGCUAUUCAGUCAUGAAACUGGGACCUCAAAUUAGAUAAAGUGGUUCAAUAAAAUAAAAUGUCCAGCCAAUAAACUCUGUAAGCCAUAAGAGUGAAAUAUUUGUGGGAUGCAUGCCAAACUGGGUAGCAUUUCAUUUUAUAGAGUCUGUUUGUGUUUCCUUAACCUGU
Ictalurus punctatus (channel catfish) is the source of this 1852-nucleotide messenger RNA. It is a transcript of the gene pld6, whose product is annotated as phospholipase D family, member 6. Gene Ontology annotation, molecular function: RNA endonuclease activity producing 5'-phosphomonoesters, hydrolytic mechanism. NCBI's taxonomy places the organism in Eukaryota, Metazoa, Chordata, Actinopteri, Siluriformes, Ictaluridae. Gene Ontology annotation, cellular component: mitochondrion. The record is from RefSeq and is a predicted model, not a curated record. Gene Ontology annotation, biological process: piRNA processing. The transcript is spliced from 4 exons. The coding region runs from base 392 to 1096 and encodes 234 amino acids.